UAUAAAAUUCUUGAGACGCACAAACCUCCAAGCACAGCGUCUCAAGGCGGACGAAAUUCUUUCUGCGCUCCACGAUGAAUCUAAAGGACAUGAUGACAAAAGGGCUUUUUGCCCUCCUCGCCAUUUUAUUUAUCUGCGCCAUCAUUGAGCUUGUUAUCGCUGCAGUGGUUUAUGGGAGCGCCUAUUCAAGGGAGAUGUUUGCACCAUUGGAGAACGGAUCUGGAAUGAUUGUUUUGAUGACGAGUGCCAUCAUCGUCAUCAUCUGCACUGGAAUUGGAGCUUUUGGCGCCAAGAAAAAUAUGAAGAUUCCACUUUUAAUUUUCGCUGGAUUGACCCUGGUCAAUUUUAUUCUGCAAAUAGCCGGUUUCAGCGUCGCAUUUAAUUCUGUGACCAAUAGUGAGUCACCUGUGCACAUGUAUAACUUGCUCGUCAAGUACAACAAUAAUGCGGAUGCCAAAAGAAUCUGGGACGACACGCAGAAAGAGUUAUCGUGCUGCGGAGUCAUUUCACUCCUCGAAUGGGGAAAUGCUAACGCAAUACCAAAUUCCUGCAAGUGCACUCAGGGUGAUCCAAACUGCAGCUCGUUUUUUUUCAAUACUUAUAUUUACGACGUUGGUUGUUACUCGGUCAUGGCAUGGUUCGUCUAUCAUCUAACACUUGGAGUCGCUGGUCUUUCUGUCGCAAUGGCCAUAUUACAGUUAUUCGCCUGCGGUAUUUCUCUGAAGUUGGCGAAAAGUGCGUCAGGCACUUCGAUGAAAGUGUGAGCAAGCCAUCAGGAAAUCACUACCUCUCACAAAACAUUUUAUUGUACUUUAUAUAAAAUCAUUCACCAUUAAAUUAAUUUGGUUUGCUAUAUGCAAAUAAAAAAAG
This is a messenger RNA of Neocloeon triangulifer, 870 nucleotides long. Its product is annotated as tetraspanin-33-like. The transcript is spliced from 6 exons. The record is from RefSeq and is a predicted model, not a curated record. Gene Ontology annotation, cellular component: membrane. The coding region runs from base 75 to 764 and encodes 229 amino acids. Lineage: Eukaryota; Metazoa; Arthropoda; Insecta; Ephemeroptera; Baetidae.